UCGAACACUAGCGGACUUGUAUCCGCCGGGAACUGGUCAACCAACCAAGGACAAGGCAGCUGUUUGCUUUAAUCUCCUUUAGCUCGUCAGAAACCGUUCAUGCUAGCUGCUAACAGUUAACACUACUAGCAUGUUUAAGAUGAUGCGGAUAAUUUGGCCCCGCUCUUCAUAUUUAUGCCUCUAGACUCUUAACAUUUGACGGCCAGGAAGGUUCUCACUUCCUUAUUUAACGAGUGUUUGUAUCCGUGUUGACUGUUGUUUGGGGGGAAAAAACUGAAGACAGUCGGAUCAUGACGACAGAAAGAAGCAGCAAAGCCCUGAAGGUGAAGCAGGAAUGUGGUGAGAACGUGCCCAUCCUUUCGGACAGCGAGCUCAUGUCCCUGUCAGUACGAGAGCUGAACCUCCAUCUGCGUGGCCUGUCCCGCGAGGAGAUCCAAAAGCUGAAGCAGCGCCGUCGCACCCUGAAGAACCGGGGCUACGCCGCCAGCUGCCGGGUCAAACGGGUGUCUCAACGCGAAGCCCUCGAGCAGCAGAAAAUGGAGCUCCAGAGAGAGGUGGAGAGGCUGGGGGCCGAGAACGCAGGCAUGAGGAAAGAGCUGGAGGGCCUCGGCGCACGUCUCGCCGCACUCCAGAGGUUCGCCAGGGGCUUGGAGGCUGGAGGGGGCCACUUGCUGGCUACAGCCCCACGCCUCAACACCGCCUCGGUCAUCACCAUAGUGAAGAGUCCGCCACAGCCUCAGGCACAGAGAGAACAGGAGCCGUCCUAGAAGGAGCUGCUGGAACCAAACGGGGGGGAGGAAGGGACGCACAACCUGCAAUGCAAACACACACACCUGCAGGCAUACAUAUUCUAUACAAACACAUGUCGAGAACAGGAAGACAAUAUUAGGAGGAAAGUACUAAAGCGCUUGUUUGCAUUACGCCUUGUUCACAUUUCCAAAUUCUGUUGGAUUAUAUAUGCAGGAGUCACCGAUUCCUGGGUGAUACAGUGUUGACAGGGUGGCAUGUAACGUCACCGUACGGACAACAGCUACACUUUUCCAAAGCAGCGGCCAGGAACAGUUGAAAAAUCAUCUAGGACGGGUGGAGGUGUCCUCUACUUAAUGCUAUUUCAUGACACUGCAGUUUUAGUUUACUGAAAUCUAGUAUUUAGUGUAUUUGUUUAGAAGCUCUCAAAGUUUAGAAUUUUGUUCAGAAAGAGUCAGCGGGUUUAUUAUGAAUGAGGCGUCAUCGCGCACACACACAUGCACAAAAACCCUCACACUCACACCCCCCUCCCGAUCCAUGUGGGGCGUAGACUUUGACUAACUGGACUCUGACUGAAGCCAGACCAUCCUAGAGUUACUGUACAUGUUCACGCUGCUCCUCCUCUGACUGUGCUGCAGAAAGGCUUCUCUCUGCUUCAGUUUUCGUGGCACCUGACUAACAGCAAAAACGGCAGGGUGGAGCAGACCUUGUGUGUGUGUGUGUGUGUGUGUGUGUGUGUGUGUAUAGCUUCCUACAGCUCUACAAUGGCUGCAUUCCUGGUACAGUUGUAGUCUGAAGUUACUCGCUGUUUCUUAUACCAGCCCAUGCGUCUCUGCUACUGUGCAAGAAAGUGUCCCAAAGUAGAGUCCCAAAGAGUCACCUUUGUUAGUCAUUAAUGAAGAGUUUCUCAACCUUGGUGUCGCCUGAUACGCAGGCAGGGUCACGAAAGUUUUCUAAGGCUGAUUGUGGCUUUUUUGGGGGUCUUUUUGUUUAAUCGUUUCAAAGGAUAAUUUCUAUAUGAUCAAUUUGAAAUGUCCAGUAACAGCAUGUCGUACUCACUUGACAGCUCUCUAACUGCUUGAGGAUUUUAGGAACACAAAUGGUCACACAGUCCAGAAAAAAGCUUGAGCAACGCUGCAUUUGUGAAUCAUAAGUUCCUUCAAUCUGUCCAUUCACGUCUUUGAUUCUUAGAGAUUUUGUAUUCACCUGCCACUGCUCCCUCCCUACCUGUUCUACCCAUCCAUGUGAGGGUAAAAAAGUAGUUUUGUACUGCUUGUGUACACAUUUCUCACAUGGAUGCAGUGCCUUCAGUGUAUGUUGGAGUUCCAAGAAUGCAAACCCAAGAGGGAAAAGGUUCAAAACAGACUGUAAUCGCUCCUUCUCGACUGUUCAUGACCGCACAUUUCUUUGUUCAGGAUUUCUCUGGAUUCUUUUUUUAUUUUUUUUUAUUCUGAGCUAUAAUCCAUCAUUGCUCAUUUCACGAUCCCUACUGUGCAGUAACUUUUGCUACAGUCUGCUGUGGCUUCCUCUUUUUUCAUAUCUGGUAGACUCCCAACUGCAGAUGUUGGUCAUUUUGCUAAAAACGUGUAAAAGCAGAGUCGCAUCUGGUAGGAAUUACACUCAAAGUCAAUGCAAGUCCUCUGCAUACAUUCCCGUUCUGUGUUCUUAUUUGUAUUUGUUUGUAUGUGCCGUUGAGAGACGAAAAUGUUGAGUGACAUUUAUCAGAGAUAUAUUCUAUAUUUUAUUUGUAUUUAAAGGUAGAUAUUAUGAAAAGACAAGCUAACGAGUGCUGUGAUGUUCUAUAUGUUUUCAGAAGUACUUACCUAUGACUAGUCUGGGGAUAUUCUCACGUCUAAUUAUUGUGUUGUGUGGCAACAAUGAUUACUUUACAAAAUGUUAAUUAUUAGCUAUGUAGAAUUAUGCUCAAAGCCAAUGGCCAUAUUGCUGUAUGAUGAUUCUUGUGUGUGUGUGUGUGUUUUUUGCCAUGUUUGUACUGGCUUGUCAUAGUGGAUUCUCGGAGGGAUAUUAUUUUUCUAUGAUGAUUUGUAUGUUAUUUGUGUGAAAACAAAUUGAGGUCGCUUCUGAAUUGGCUGGUUGGGCAGAUCCACGGGAUGUUAAAGGAAAACGGAAUAUGUGGAAAGAAAGAUGGAGAUGAGGAGGAGACAAGAAGGUUGAGGAGUUGUUGAUGGAUGGAUGGAUGGAUGGAUGGAGAAAGAAAGUAAGGCAAGGCAGACUGGGAAAGAAGGUGGGAAGAGGUGGUGCUUUAUUCACUUGAAAACUUCCAUCAGUCUCAAGCCUGUUUCAGUCAAGACGUGCUCAGACAGGCUUGGAGUUCGUGGAGUCUAGGCCACUGAAUAGUGCUAGCAAUAUCAUUUAUAAGCAGGCAUUGUAACCCAUUAGACCGUGUUGACAAAUAACUCCUAAAGAUAUGAGGCAUAUAUUUAGCUAUAUGAAUAUCAGUGUGGCAAAGCAUUUAUUCUCAAUAUUUUAACGUCUCACACCUGUCAAACUGUGCUGGAUGUUUUGUUAUACUUGCAAAACAAAAAUGGUUUUUGUAUUUAUUACUUGUAUUUUUUCUAUUGUGAAAAUUUAAGUACAUUGUCUAUUUUAUAUAUUAAUUAUAAUAAAUGUUGUACAUAUUGUACAUAAAA
Dicentrarchus labrax (European seabass) is the source of this 3398-nucleotide messenger RNA. RefSeq names its product v-maf avian musculoaponeurotic fibrosarcoma oncogene homolog F (gene maff). Gene Ontology annotation, biological process: regulation of epidermal cell differentiation; regulation of transcription by RNA polymerase II. NCBI's taxonomy places the organism in Eukaryota, Metazoa, Chordata, Actinopteri, Moronidae. The record is from RefSeq and is a predicted model, not a curated record. Gene Ontology annotation, molecular function: DNA-binding transcription factor activity, RNA polymerase II-specific; RNA polymerase II cis-regulatory region sequence-specific DNA binding. The transcript has 3 exons. Gene Ontology annotation, cellular component: nucleus. Bases 291 to 767 code for a protein of 158 amino acids.